AACAUCACAGGCGGUUAUUGGUGGGUCUGCGCUGGUGGAACCAGGUGGAUGAAGGCAGGAACAGUCACUGGGUGUUUGAGUCUAGAAAGGUGUGUUGGAGUGAGCGCUCUGCGUCUCUGCCGUCUGAUGCAGAAGCUCGUAUCUUCUGGCUUGGUCUGAUCAUCUGCCCGGUCCUGUGGAUCAUAUUCACCUUUAGCACUCUUUUUCAUUCACGAUCAAAUGGCUGGUGAGAGAGAGUGUGUGUGUGUGUGUG
Molecule: messenger RNA, 253 nt
Organism: Silurus meridionalis
Lineage: Eukaryota; Metazoa; Chordata; Actinopteri; Siluriformes; Siluridae
Product: Golgi apparatus membrane protein TVP23 homolog A-like
Exons: 2
Biological process (GO): protein secretion; vesicle-mediated transport
Cellular component (GO): Golgi membrane
Source: RefSeq, a predicted model, not a curated record